This is a messenger RNA of Puntigrus tetrazona (Sumatra barb), 2208 nucleotides long. RefSeq names its product autophagy related 4D, cysteine peptidase b (gene atg4db). The record is from RefSeq and is a predicted model, not a curated record. Gene Ontology annotation, molecular function: protein-phosphatidylethanolamide deconjugating activity. NCBI's taxonomy places the organism in Eukaryota, Metazoa, Chordata, Actinopteri, Cypriniformes, Cyprinidae.
GGCGGAGUUAAAGCCAGGCAGCGACAUCUAUUCGGUGGCGUCGCGGUGUGUUUGUACUGCGCAAAGUUUCCAGCCAAAUAUUGCCAUAUUCACAAUGACAUGACAGUUAGAGCACCCUUUAAGCUUCUCUGGCAGUCCAGAAGAGUCACAGCGGCUCGCUUCCCUUCUCUGAUUGGACAGCGGGGAUUCAUCGCCAUGGCAACCGUAUCCUGAUCAUCCCAUCAUGGAUGUGAGUGAUGAGCGUGACGGCGCGACGGAGGCCGCAGAUGACCUCGCGUCGUUUGAGGUGGUCAACCUGUCGAACCCGGGCCCGCGGGAUCUGGGCUCAGACGUCGACGGACGCCUCCAGGAGCCAAAGGACAAGACCAAACUCAAAACCAAACUCAUUUCAGCGUGGAACAACGUCAAAUAUGGAGGCUGGUCUCUGAAGAGCAAGCGUGUGUGUCUGCUGGGACAGUGCUAUCAGCUGAGCUACAGUGGAGAGCGGGAGAGCUUCCGGCGGGCGUUCUCCUCUCUUCUCUGGAUGACCUACAGGAGAGGUUUCCCGCCGCUGGACGGCACGGUCCUCACGUCUGACGCGGGAUGGGGCUGCAUGCUCCGCAGCGCACAGAUGCUGUUAGCUCACGGGCUGAUGCUGCACACGAUGCCCGCGGGCUGGACGUGGCCUGCGGCGCACCAUCAGACCAAAGACGACCUGGAGGUGCUGGACGCUCACAUGCUGGAGGACUCCUUCAGAGAGGGCAAGGCUCGCAGAUGCAGCCUGGGAACGGCUCUGGACUGCCCUGCUCAGGAGGAGCGCUCUCACAGGAGGGUGGUGUCCUGGUUCGGUGACCUGUCCUCCGCUCCGUUCGGUCUGCACCGGCUGGUGGAGCUGGGCAGGGCCUCGGGGAAGAGAGCGGGCGACUGGUACGGACCGGCCAUCGCUGCUCACAUACUGCAGAAGGCCGUGGCAGCGUCCGAGGUGUCCGAUCUGGCGGUGUACGUGGCACAGAACUGCACAGUGUAUGUGGGAGACGUGUUGGACCUGUGCGGGACGCCCCGUACCGACCUCUCCGCGAGGCGCAGGUCCGGCUGGAGGUCGCUGGUUCUGCUGGUGCCUGUGCGUUUGGGCUCGGAUGUGUUGAAUCGGGCCUACACCGGGUGUGUGAAGAGGCUGCUGGAGCUGCGGUGCUGCGUGGGGAUCAUCGGAGGGAAACCCAAACACUCGCUGUUUUUCGUGGGAUUCCAGGGCGAUCAGCUGAUUUAUUUGGAUCCUCAUUACUGUCAGGCCGCUGUUGAUGUCCAGCAAGACAACUUCCCUUUAGAGUCGUUCCACUGUAAAACGGUCAGGAAGAUGCCGUUUAGCCGCAUGGACCCGAGCUGCGCCGUGGGUUUCUACGCCGGAAGCAGAGAGGACUUCCAGGCUCUGUGUUCAGACGUCACCAAGGCUCUGACGUCAUCCGAGGAGAAGUACCCCAUCUUCACGUUUGUGGAGGGUCGCAGCGAGGAGGAAAUGAGCUUCACGUCAGACUCGGCCGCUCGUGUACAAAAAAUAGAUGGACCGGGCCGAACCAAAAACAAGAGCAGUUUGGAGGAGUUUGUGCUCUUGUGACUUCCUCCAGUUACAGUCAUCUGAUCAUGAAUGUAGGUGCUGUUGCUCUUUGUGGGUCUUUUUUAAAGACGGCUGCUGUUGUUUUCUUGUCUGUGUGUAAGGAGAACGCGAGGAGCUCGCUGAGCAGGUGGCUAAGCAUAUUACAUGCGUCUGGUGUGACGCUAAUGACAGCAGACAGGACAGAUGAGAGGCGCAGACGUUACUCUUUGACAGGCUAACAUGGGAUUAGGCUGCUGUUAACACUGUGAUUUAGUCGCCGUUUAUCCGUUUGGCUGUUCGGACUGUUAUAUAAAUGGAGAGCUUUUAUUUUGAUGUUAAUGUUUCGUAGAUAAAGCAAAAAGUGUACCGUCACACACAUUUCUAUCCAAGUUCUUAUGACGUACGCUUCCAUUACCAGUACUUUUGAGGUGUUUAAUUUCCUGUUUUUCAGUGUUUUGUUUUUUGGAAGUAUUGACGUUUUUUUUAGAUGUAUGAUGACCAAUAAAACUUUUCUGGUUAGGCAACAUAUCCGCUGUUUACACACGCGAUUACUGACAAUCAAUAUCAAUUUCUUUUAUGAAUAUUAAUUCCUUAAUGGUCUUAUUAUAAAUAUGCAAAUAAAGUUUAUUUGUUUUUUA